AUGUCGCAAUCUCACUCUAUAUUAUCAUCGCUGAUUCUCCUCGUUGCAAUUAUCUUCUGUGUCCCGCAUGUCAUCGCAGUACCUUGGACCACGGACGGUCAUGCUCAAUUAUCACCUGUAACCCCGCGAUAUCCUACGCAGGAACCAUCGGGCAUUAGAUAUCGCAAUGUGAUUCCCCAAUUGACAUGGUUAUGUGAUACUGCGAUAGAAAAGAUAUUUGGUCUCCCUCCGAAGGUCGCAAAGAAACCUGAUGUGCCGGGAAAUGUUGCGCGACCUACCAAUGCUCAACUUCCAGCUACUUUACUCGCGAAAUAUGGCGGCGAUGUAGUUCUGCGAUUCAAUCUCACUACUCCGGCGGAAGAACAGGCUUUGGCUGAGGCGGCAGAUACGUUAUUUUUGGAUAUUUGGGAGUUUACAAGUAAUUGGGCAGACAUUCGUUUGAGGGAAGAUGAUGUUCCCUCAUUACUCGGUCUUUUACCAAAAUCUCUACAGAAUGCAUACUCUCAUCUGAUGCCUGACUUGGCGAAAAGUAUUUAUCAAUCCUACCCAUCGAUGGCAUAUGCAGAUGCAGCCUUUUCUUCGAAGCAUGUUGAAAGGGCAUUCACUCCAGCUUUGAGAACUAGUAAGGUCGAGGGUGCGGAUAAUAUAUUCUUUCAAAAUUAUCAACCACUGUCCGUCAUUAUACCAUGGAUGCGCCUCAUGUCUUCCAUGUUCUCAACCCAUGUUCGGAUGAUUAACAUCGGAAUUUCUUAUGAGGGUCGCGAUAUCCCAGCUUUGAGGAUCGGUGUAUCACCAAAUCUACCUUCAGAAGCAACCAAGCCACGGAAAACUAUUAUAUUAUCUGGUGGAUUUCAUGCUCGGGAAUGGAUAUCAGUUAGCUCUGUGACCUAUGCUGCUUGGUCUUUGAUUACUUCUUAUGGAAAAUCGCCAGCUAUCACAAAGCUUCUCCAGGAAUUCGAUUUCGUCCUUGUUCCUACUAUUAAUGUUGAUGGAUAUGUGUAUACCUGGGAGAACGACCGUUUAUGGCGCAAAAACAGACAACAGACCAAUCUUCGAUUUUGUCGAGGUCUCGAUUUGGACCGUGGAUUUGGUUUCGAAUGGGGUUCAUCGACUCAAACUAAUCCUUGUUCCGAAAGUUACCCAGGAGAUGCACCUUUCCAAGCUGUUGAAUCGCAUAGGUUUGCGGAAUGGGCCAAGAAUGAAACCGAGAAUAAUAAUGUUCAUUUUGUUGGUUUCUUGGAUUUACAUUCGUAUUCCCAACAAGUCUUAUAUCCUUAUUCUUAUUCCUGUUUAGCCGAUCCACCUAGUCUAGAAAAUCUGGAAGAACUAGGCAUAGGACUUGCAAAGGCUAUUAGAAUAUCUAGUGGAGAACAAUAUACUGUUGCUUCUGCUUGUGAAGGUGCUAUCUCUUCGAAAAUCCCAGGGUACUCAUCGACAUCUAGAAUGGAAAUGGGAGGAGGUUCCGCUAUUGAUUGGUUUUAUCACGAAUUAGGAGUACGGUACAGCUAUCAGAUUAAGCUGAGAGAUACAGGAAGUUAUGGAUUCUUACUUCCAAAAGAGAACAUUGUUCCUACUGGAGAGGAGGUAUUCAAUGUUAUCAAAUACUUUGGUGAUUUCCUUCUUGGCGAUAAAGGUAUUGAGAAAGCAAAAUCUUCAGAGGAAGAGCCGAUCACAAAACCCGUCAAAUCAGAAUUACCCCUUGGAGUUAUGGAAGAAGAAUCGGUGAUUUCUGAUGAGAUAGAGGAUGAAUAUGAAGAUAUCAACUUGGAAUUGAAGCGGAGGCGGAGGUAA
Messenger RNA from Sclerotinia sclerotiorum 1980 UF-70, 1791 nucleotides. RefSeq lists its product as hypothetical. Gene Ontology annotation, biological process: proteolysis. Gene Ontology annotation, molecular function: metallocarboxypeptidase activity; zinc ion binding. The record is from RefSeq and is a predicted model, not a curated record. NCBI's taxonomy places the organism in Eukaryota, Fungi, Ascomycota, Leotiomycetes, Helotiales, Sclerotiniaceae. The coding region runs from base 1 to 1791 and encodes 596 amino acids. The transcript has 2 exons.